AUGACGCCGGACAAAUCCCCAGGUCCUAAUGGUUUUAGUCCGGGUUUUUUCCAGCAUUUUUGGAAAGAAAUCGGUGAGGAGGUAUCGAGGUUCAUCAUUGAUUGUUUGAACGGUGGCAACUUCCCGGAAGGUCAAGUUGUAAAUUAUGGGAAGUCUUGCAUAAUUUAUAGCAGGAACACAAUUGAGGCUAGGCAAAAUGAAGUGGCCCCCAUUUUUAAUGUGGAGCAAGUGAGUAAUAUUGACAAGUAUCUUGGGCUUCCUUUGGGAAUUGGGCACAAUAAAAAGGAAGUAUUUUCCUUUAUUGGAACAAAGUUGAUUCAACGUGUUGGAGGGUGGCAUAAAAAGAUCUUGUCAAGGACAGAAAAAGAGGAAUCUGGCAAUAAUCGUGGAGGGGGCAUAAGGUGGAUGUCAUGGAGUCGUAUGUGUGAGAGGAAGGUGGAUGGCGGGUUGAGAUUUAAAAAGUUUAGCAGAUUCAAUAUUGCACUUCUGGCCAAACAAGGCUGGCGUCUUUUGAAAAAUCCUAACUCUUUGGUGGCACAUUUGUAUAAGGCUCGUUACUAUCCAAAUACUGACUUUAUGAAUGCUAAACUGGGUGUGAAUCCCAGUUAUUGCUGGCGAUCAAUUCUUGCUGGUCAGGACAUUCUACGUCGCGGUUGUAUUGUAGGAUUGAUCGGUGAUAUGUUGGUUAGUGAUUUAAUUCACAAUGAUACUCAUGAAUGGAAUGUUGAUUUACUGUCCAUAUUAUUUGAUAGCCGUGAUGUGGAACUCAUUCAGAAAAUGCAUGUUGCUUAUCAUUAUGAGGAUGAAUGGCUAUCUCUCUGGAAGUGGCAAGGACUAUUCAUGAAUGACGAGAAUUCCGAGAGGCUACUGCUUCAAGCAUUGUUCCUUUGCCUGGAUAGUACGGGAAGCUACAUGGCAGCGAAGAAUGGUCCUCUACGAUGUCUCAAUGACGCACAUUUGGCGGAGGCUCUUGCUUUUAAGGAAGCACUGUCGUGGGUUAUGGAUCUGAGGCUUUCAUAA
Messenger RNA from Ipomoea nil (Japanese morning glory), 1020 nucleotides. RefSeq lists its product as uncharacterized. The coding region runs from base 1 to 1020 and encodes 339 amino acids. NCBI's taxonomy places the organism in Eukaryota, Viridiplantae, Streptophyta, Magnoliopsida, Solanales, Convolvulaceae. The record is from RefSeq and is a predicted model, not a curated record. The transcript has 6 exons.